AUGAGGAACUACACACUACUAAAUGAAUUCAUCCUACUGGGAAUACCUCAAACACAAGGACUGGAGACUCUGCUCUUUGUUGUGUUCUUAUUCAUCUACUUCUUCACAUUGCUUGGAAAUUUGCUCAUCUUUACAGCAAUAGUUUCUUCAUCUACCCUUCACACCCCUAUGUAUUUCUUCUUAGGACUUCUAUCCAUUUUUGACAUGUUAUUCCCAUCAGUAACCUGUCCCAAGAUGCUCCUUUAUCUCUCUGGUCAGAGCCCAGCCAUCUCUUACAAGGGCUGUGCUGCACAGCUCUUCUUCUAUCACCUUCUUGGUUCUACUGAGGGAUGCCUCUAUUCUGUGAUGGCUUAUGAUCGCUAUGUUGCCAUCUGUCACCCACUGAGAUACAUGCUCAUCAUGAAACCUGGAGUGUGCCUGAGUUUAGUAACAAUAGCUUGUUUAGUGGGGUGUCUUCAUGCCACCAUCCUGACCUCUUUUACCUUUCAAUUAGUCUAUUGUGCAUUCAAUCAAGUGGACUAUUUCUUCUGUGAUCUUCCUGCAGUUUUACCUCUAGCUUGCACUGAUAGUAAACUGGCUCAGAAGGUGGGUUCCAUUAAUGUUGGCUUUCUGGCUCUGAUGCUUCUCUUCAGUGUUUGUGUCUCUUAUGCACACAUUGGGAUUGCCAUUCUGAAAAUCCGUUCAGCAGAAGGCAGGCAGAAAGCAUUCUCCACCUGCAGUGCCCACCUCACUGCCAUCCUCUGUGCCUAUGGACCUGUAAUCAUCAUCUACUUACAGCGCACACCAAACCCCCUGCUUGGUGCUGUGGUGCAAAUAUUAAAUAAUAUUGUCUCACCCAUGCUGAACUCUUUAAUCUAUUCACUGAGGAACAAGGAAGUGAAGAGAUCCUUGAGGAGAGUCUUCCAGAGUGUAAUACUUGGCAUUCAUAAAUGAAUUGUGGAUAUAAUAAUGCUAUUUAAAACUUCGUUUCUUAGCUACCUCCAGCAGAAAAUGGGUGUAAAUACUGAGGCCCACAUCCAGGGAUUAUGCUGAGAAUGAAGGACUUGUAAUACUCAGCUCUAAACAGGAUGCUUCCCUCAAAUCCUUCUCCUUAGAGCUCAGGAAACCUCAUGGAACAAGAAGCAAAAUGAUGGUUAACAGACAUAGGGAAUGAAUAUCACCAAGGAAACAAGGACCUUCAAAUCAACAUGAGCAAAGCACAUAUGAACUCACAGAGAACAUAGCAGCAAGCACAGGGCUGACGGGGUCUGCACCAGGACUUUUGUAUAUAUCAUGGCUUCUAUUUUAGUGUUUUCCUGGAAUUUCUUAAGUGUGUGGACUAGCGGGCCUCUGUUUCUUGUGCCUUGUAUCAGGAUCUUUUCUUUGUCUUUGUAUGUUUGUCUAAUUCCAAAGUGCUACUUGUUGUUUUAUUGUAUUACAUGUUAUUAUAUUACUAAAAACAGAAAUGACCUCAGCAUUUUGCUACAGUAAGACAGUAUAAGGUCAAAUAAUAUGCCCCAAUUACAUUAAAUUCCCUGUAAAUAUAAAUUAAAUUUGUCUUGUAGAUCGGUUUAUUGUUAUGAAUUGAUAUAUAGUAGUUGCAUUUUUUCACUCCUGAAUAUAAACAUCUCAAAGAAAACAAUUAUCAAAACAUGUAGAGGUAUUAAAGGACAACAAAAUAUCAAAAAAGCCUCUCUUCUUAUAAAGUUUUGUCUCUUCCUAU
Messenger RNA from Cricetulus griseus (Chinese hamster), 1702 nucleotides. The record is from RefSeq and is a predicted model, not a curated record. Lineage: Eukaryota; Metazoa; Chordata; Mammalia; Rodentia; Cricetidae.